Messenger RNA from Nothobranchius furzeri (turquoise killifish), 3078 nucleotides. It is a transcript of the gene tgm2l, whose product is annotated as transglutaminase 2, like. Gene Ontology annotation, biological process: peptide cross-linking. Lineage: Eukaryota; Metazoa; Chordata; Actinopteri; Cyprinodontiformes; Nothobranchiidae. Gene Ontology annotation, molecular function: protein-glutamine gamma-glutamyltransferase activity. The record is from RefSeq and is a predicted model, not a curated record. Gene Ontology annotation, cellular component: mitochondrion.
AAGGGAGGGACAGACUUCUGUAUAAAUACCGAAGUGAGCUGGACACACGAGGACAGCGAGGAACCUGAGCAGCUUUCACCACAGAGAAGAAGACAUCUGCAAUGUCUCGGCCCAACGAUUUCCGCCUGAACGUGGACCUGAGGAGUUAUGAGAAUAACUCUGCUCAUCGGACUGCGGAUAUCGAUCGGAGGCGUUUGAUUGUGCGCCGGUGUCAGCCCUUCUACAUCACGGUGCAGUGCUCCGACUCUCAGCUGCUCCAGAACAAGCUGGAGCUGAUGCUGCACCUGGGUAGAAGAGAAGAGGUGGAGGUCAAAGUUCACACAGACCGUGGAGACGGAGGCAGGUGGUGGUUCGACCGGGAGAGGGUUCAGGAUGAGCUGCUGCUGACUCUGCGGAGUCCAUCAGACGCCAUCAUCGGCCGGUACUACCUGACCGUGACGAUGCUGUCGCCAGAAGGUCAAAUAAUCAAAGAGGUGAAAGGAAACAGCUUCCAUGUGCUGUUCAACCCGUGGUGCAAAGACGAUGUGGUUUACCUGGACGAUGACGCGCAGCUCCAGGAGUACGUCAUGAACGAAAAUGGGAUCAUUUUCUACGGAAGCUGGGAUUACAUCUCGAGACGUUACUGGAAUUAUGGCCAGUUUGAGGACUACGUCAUGGACAUCUGUCUGCAAAUACUGGAUAACUCCACCAAGGCUAGGGAGAACCCAAAGAGGGACAUUGAGAGAAGAUCCGAUCCGAUCUACAUCAGCAGGAUCAUCACAGCAAUGGUGAACGUCAACGAUGACAACGGGGUGUUGGAGGGGCGCUGGAGCUCACCGUACUAUGAUGGAGUCAUUCCUGUCUACUGGUCCGGCAGUGUGCCGAUCCUGCGGAAGUGGAGCAGGGAAAGAACCGGGGUUAAAUAUGGCCAGUGCUGGGUGUUUGCUGCAGUGGCGUGCACGGUUCUGCGCUGUCUGGGAAUCCCGACUCGCGUCAUCACCAACUUCUGCUCGGCCCACGACGUCGACGGAAACCUGGCUGUGGAUGUUUAUGAGAACUUUGACAGCACGAGUAAAGAAGACAGCACCUGGAAUUUCCACUGCUGGGUCGAGUCCUGGAUGAAGAGAAAUGAUCUCCCCAGAGGAAACGAUGGCUGGCAGAUUUUGGACCCAACACCUCAAGAACGAAGCGACGGUCUGUACUGCUGCGGCCCGUGUCCAGUGGUCGCCAUCAAGGAGGGAAAUCUGGGCAGUGAUGUGAAGUACGAUGCUCGGUUUAUAUUUGCCGAGGUGAACGCUGACCUCGUCUACUGGCUUGUCUUACCAGACAAUCGGAAGCAGAUGCUCAGCAUGGACACAAGAUAUGUGGGGAGCAAGAUCAGCACCAAAAGCAUCCACGGUGACAGGAGAGAAGAUGUGACUCUGUCCUACAAAUAUCCUGAAGGCUCUGAAAAAGAGAGAGCUGUGUAUGAGAGAGCGGGUCGUAGGGUGACCCAGCCGACUGAACUUAGCGACGACCCGGUUCGCCUGAAACUCAUCAUCAAACAUGCCAAGUGUGUGUUUGGAACUGACUUUGAUGUGAUUAUUGAGGUGAAGAACGAAGGAGGUGACGAGGCUCAGGUCAAGCUGACCAUGAGGGCCAUGGCUGUAACCUACAACUCUCUCCACCGGGGGGAGUGCCACAAGCAGAUAAGCAACGUGACCGUUCCAGCCAACCAAGUCCACAAACAGGUGCUGCGUUUGUACUACAAGGACUACGCCAGGUGUGUCUCGGAGCACUAUCUGAUCAGGGUGAAAGUUCUGGCCGACGUUCAGGGGCAGAACGUACCCUACAUGGCUGUGUCUAACAUCCACCUGAGCAAGCCUGAGCUCUCCAUACGGGUGAAUCAAAAACCGUACAUUUGGGAACAAGUGACCGCCAGCAUCUCCUUCACCAAUCCUCUGCCGGUCCCUCUGAGGGAUGGUGUGUUCACCGCAGAAGGAGCCGGCCUGCUGUCUGACACCCGGCUCCGCGUCGACGGAGUUAUCACUCCAGGCGAGAAGGUGACUGUGAAGAUCACGUUCUCACCCAGAAAGACCGGGGUGAAGAAGCUUCUGGUGGACUUCGACUCCGACAGGCUGAGGGACGUUAAAGGAGUUGCUGUGAUGGUGGUCUACAAGAGAAGGAGAAGCAACUCUCCUAUGUUCAGCGGAAUCGACUAAAGCCAGCUCAUCACACACCAAACUCACGUUCAGGUUUCCACCUGUUCAGAUGAUUCCUCCUUCAUUUAAUCUCUGAUUGAAACAACAGUAGUUAAAAAGGGCCGGCGUAACUAAAGGCCAGGAUUUCUCUAGUAACUGAUUUCAUUUUUUAUUUCUACAAUCAUGCAAAAGUUUUAAACCAGAAGAAAACAACUCAAAGAUCACAAGAAAAUCUGUCAGCUCUUAAAUAAAAACCUUGUUUCGCUUAGUUUUUCUGACCUAAGGGGGAAAAUGUUUAAAGGAAAUUUUUGCAAAUUUUUCAUGUUUUUAAAUCAUUUUCUUGAACCACUGUGUGCUAAAAUUACCCUUUACAGGUUUAAUAAAAGGCCAUCCAGAAUUUUCCACUUGCAACUUCAGAGUGUCAAGCCGCUCUGUUGGGACUAACCUGGUGCUGCAGUCUGCUUCCAGCAUGUUUGAGAUCAUGAAAACAGCUGAUUUGUUUGUAUUUUGUGACGACUCACUCCUGUAGACACUGAGGAAGGCCGGGAAAUAAUUCAGCUGUUAGAUUAAGGAGUUAAAAAGACGAACGCACAGCGAGGAGUUUUGGUUUCAGUUCUACAAAUGGACACUAGGGGGUGCUAAAAGCAAGCCAAAACAGUUAAAUUCCCCUUAAAAUGAUUUUCGGAAGCACUUUGGUGAAAAGGGAUCAGGUUGUGAAUUUCAGCCUGUGGGAACCCAUGCAGAACAACCUGUGGGUGCAUUUAAUGAAAAGACCCCAGAAAGUCUCUGGUUCAUGAAAACGAUGACUUUAUUACAUCUUUUGAUUUAAAAGUUACAUUUUACCUGCACUUGUAUUUUGAUUUGUGCACAAAAGUGAUCAAUACAAACAUGAUUUCAAUAAACAUUAUCCCUGAAUCAC